Molecule: messenger RNA, 678 nt
Organism: Torulaspora globosa
Lineage: Eukaryota; Fungi; Ascomycota; Saccharomycetes; Saccharomycetales; Saccharomycetaceae
Gene: HLJ1
Product: type I HSP40 co-chaperone HLJ1
Exons: 1
Coding region: 1-678 (225 amino acids)
Biological process (GO): cellular response to misfolded protein
Cellular component (GO): endoplasmic reticulum membrane
Molecular function (GO): Hsp70 protein binding
Source: RefSeq, a predicted model, not a curated record
AUGUCGAGCCCAUCGUAUACAGAAGAACAGGAGAAAAUUGCAUUGGAGGUACUGUCGAAAGAUAAGCAAGCUUUUUAUGAUGUCCUGCGAGUGGAUAGAGGUGCCAAUGACGUUGAAAUCAAGAAAUCAUAUAGGAAACUGGCGAUCAAACUGCAUCCGGACAAAAAUCCCCAUCCGAGAGCCAGUGAGGCCUUCAAAGUGAUUAAUAGGGCAUUUGAAGUGCUAAGCGAUGACGAGAAACGUCAAAUCUACGAUAGGCUCGGCAGGGAUCCGGACGAUAGAAGUAUGCCAACUGCGUCGGGGAGUUCGUUCCGCAGUGCGGGAUUCCCAGCAGGGUUUGAGAACUCCUUUUACAAUCGCCAAGCAGCAAGAGACCCCAGAGAGGAUAUAUUUGACUUUCUCUUCAAUAUGGGUGGUGGUGGACCUUUUGGUGGUCACCCGUUCGGUGGCAAUGCGUUUGGUGGUCAUCCGUUUAUGGAUGGAGGUGCCACAUCGUUCACUUUUGGUGGCCCUGGCGGCUUCAAGGUGUACACAAACGUGCCUAGGCGAGCUCGGCACCAGCAGCAACGACAGGCUCAGCAAAAUGAGCAGCCAGAUCUAUAUCAGAAUUUGAGGGUACUUUUGCCGUUGCUACUUCUAUUCCUCGUACCACUGCUGGAAAGACUGUUGUUUGGAUAG